Messenger RNA from Laetiporus sulphureus 93-53, 744 nucleotides. RefSeq lists its product as uncharacterized. NCBI's taxonomy places the organism in Eukaryota, Fungi, Basidiomycota, Agaricomycetes, Polyporales, Laetiporaceae. The record is from RefSeq and is a predicted model, not a curated record. Bases 1 to 744 code for a protein of 247 amino acids. The transcript has 2 exons.
AUGUCAGAAUACACAACCAAGGCAGUGGCACAGCAAUCACUUGGCACUUGGGAAGAUUUUGUUGACAUUCUCAAAGUAAACUACAGGACCCUCAACCUGGACAAAGAUGCGCAACAGCAUUUGAAGGAGAUCUGCCCAAAGACCUACCCCACGAUGACCAACUUGGGGCACACUGCACUUAUCGGUUACAUUGCUGAACACAGAGACAAGGAUGUACACCAGGCAAUGGUAACACGAGACAGCUUAGGUAUCACUGACCUGACCACAUGGCUGGAGUAUCUUGACCUAUGUCUCCAACUUGAGUCUAAGUUCAGAGCUGACAAAGCAGGACAACAUGGAACAACAACAACAUCAUCAUCAUUGCAGGCACCACGAGCUCAGAAAGACCCUAAUGCAAUGGAUGUGGAUCAUGUGUCUCAACUCACCAAGGAACAGGAAGGCUGGCUGGAAAAGAAGCUCUGUGUACAUUGCGAAAAACACCCCUUCAUAUUCAAGCAACACUGCCCGGACCCCAAUUAUAAAGGCAAAUUCGAAAUGCCAAAGUGGGGCCAGGCAACCAGGGCAAUAUCCACACCAGUGGCAUCAAGCAGUUUCGAUGACAGCAAGGCAAGAGAGGAAGCAGUCUGUGCUUUUCUCACCAACUACAACACAAAGGACAAGGAGGCAGAACUGGAACCAACUGUCAAAACAGCUAGGAUCACGAAGAUGGAAAGCGAUGAGGAUUUUCUUCAGCAGGUUCUCUGA